Messenger RNA from Nematostella vectensis (starlet sea anemone), 4747 nucleotides. Its product is annotated as E3 ubiquitin-protein ligase TRIM71. Bases 524 to 2863 code for a protein of 779 amino acids. The record is from RefSeq and is a predicted model, not a curated record. Gene Ontology annotation, biological process: protein polyubiquitination; proteasome-mediated ubiquitin-dependent protein catabolic process; negative regulation of translation. Lineage: Eukaryota; Metazoa; Cnidaria; Anthozoa; Actiniaria; Edwardsiidae. Gene Ontology annotation, molecular function: ubiquitin protein ligase activity; protein binding; translation repressor activity. The transcript is spliced from 2 exons.
CUGUCACACAACGAUAAGGAGUCACGCGAUGUUUAUAAAUUCUUUUAAUGUGUAAAACCUUAUCUUUCUUGAUAAGAAAACUAAGGAAGAUUCUUUUUUAUCAAAGAAGCAUUUUCAGUCUAAGAGGUAGUAUUAAAAUUAAAAAAAAAAUAACCUAACUGACACUUUUCUGUUGCGUUCUUGAGUCUGAAGUGAAGUUUCUUGGACAGAGAAACAAGGUUCAAGUUGUUGCCAAACAAAAGCACAAAGUGUUGAUAACAAACAAACAACAAAAUACCGAUAAAAUUCUGUAUUUAUCGAGUUUUAUUGGAAUGUUAGUCUUAAUGAUCAUUCCUUUGACAAAAAGACAAAGGGACCAAGAUAAUACCGGCUUACAAAACACAACCCACGUGUAAAUAUUUGAAACAAAACCCAGCAAGAGGCACUCAUUAAUACUCCAGUAGCCUGCCGACGGGGUCAUAGAUUCGCGCGUCGUUGCAUAUUCUAUUGAAAAUUUUGGCUAGUGCCACGUAUCGCUUGCAAAAUGGACAUACAGAGCAUCUUAGAGAACUUAGAGGAGCUUUUAACAUGUCGACAAUGCUCGAAUGUAUUCAAGAACCCGCGAAUCACGCCUUGUUUGCAUUCUUUUUGUGCGGAAUGCCUGAACGAGAUCGCUCGAAGCCGGCCAUAUCAAGCCUACAUUGCUUGUCCAACGUGCAAGUAUGAGAUUAGGAAGCCAGAGGGUGGAUUGUUUAAUACGCUACCUCCUAAUUUCUUUCUCAAUCGACUGCAUGACAUCUAUGUAGCAAAGCGAAGAUCCUAUAGCGAUUCCAACUGUGGUAAUUGCCACCGUAAAGUGCUUCUCAAUUCGUUUUGUUUUGCGUGUGAUACUUUCAUGUGUGAGGAGUGCUUAACGGCACACAAUGUCAUUACACGCAGUAGUGGCCACAGAAGCAUUCAAUUGGGAAGAUUCAAGCAGAAGGAAUAUGAUGAUUUAUUAAGACGAGCCGUGUUUUGUGCGCACAAGUUUAAUGACCGUGGAGUUGUGGAGUAUUUUUGCUAUGAUUGUGAUGCGUGUGUUUGUCACAUUUGCAAUGUCGCCAUACAGCACAAGCAUAAAAUCAUCGACAUCCACGACGCGGCAAACGACCAUAAGAUGAAGAUUAUUGACGGAAACAUCAAGUUAAAAAGCAAGCUUAAAACCGUGGAAACGGGGAUAAGUAAUGUGGAAUUUAAGAAAAUGGAAGUUAAUGAGCAGAUUGAUUAUGUCAAGAGUGAUAUCAAGUCUAGAAUUGAGAGCUUGGUUCGCACAUUGAAGAAACAUGAAGAGGAGAUGAUAAACGAACUUGAAAAAAUCCGUAAAGACAAGCAAGAGAAUUUAUCAUUUCAACUUCAGAUGUAUGAGACGAUGCACAGACAGACGAUGGGCGCAGUCGUAUUCACUGAGGACCUACUGCAGAGAAACAUGAGCGAGGAAAUCCUGUCAAUCAAAAAUCACAUGUUUGAACGAGUCAAUGAGAUCCUGGACACUAAUGUAGGGGUCACACCUGCUGAAAAUGAGAGAGUGGGGUAUGUCGCUAAUUCUGAAGCCUAUAAUGGUAUCCUAUCUGUUUGUCUUGGGCACAUUAGCACAAGUCUGACUGAGCCCAUUGAGUCAACAGCUGAAGGGGAGGGGCUUUCUGAUGUGUCAGCCGGUGAGGAGGUGUAUUUUACUGUCACGACUAGGAAUGCACAGGGUGAUGUCUACUACAGCGAGAUUGAUCAUGUGGUUGUGGGUGUAGACUCGAUGAUGUGGGGCGAUGUGGAAGCAUCUGUGAAAAGCCUUCACAAUGGUCACUAUGAAGUGAAGUAUAUUGCAAGAGUUCCUGGAAUAUAUAAGAUACAGGUAGAAAUUGGUGGUCAACAUAUUAAGGAUAGUCCUUUCAAUGUCGAGGUCAAGCAGCCCGUGCUUACCCCUGUCAAGUCAUUUGGUUCUCAUGGUAUGACAAAAGGGAAAUUCCUUCAGCCUCAUGGUGUCGCAGUCAGUACCAUCGGCCAGAUCGUGGUAUCUGACAGCUUAAAGCACCACUUGCAAGUCUUCACUCCAGAUGGAAAUCUCAUGUUUGACUUUGGAGGAGAAGGCUCAGACGAUGGGAAGUUUAUGCAUCCUAUGGCUAUAGCAUUUGACAAGUCUGAAAAGUGUCUGUAUGUUGCUGAUAGUGACAAUAACAGGAUUCAAGUUGUUGAUGUCAAGAAUGGAAGGUUCAUACGGAAGUUUGGUUGUGUUGGUGAGGGCCCCGGCCAGUUUAAUGGACCAUGUGGAGUGUCUGUCGAUGGCAAAGGUAGAGUCAUAGUGACUGACUGGAACAACAACAGAGUACAAGUGUUCUCCAGUGAAGGCAAAUUCCUGAUGAAGCUUGGAGACACCGGUGAAGAGAGAAUCAUCCAACCAAGAUGUGCCCUGUACCAUGACGACAAGGAAGCCUUCAUUGUCUCUGACACUGGCAAUAAUGUUAUAAAGGUCUUUGACAAGAAUGGUAAAUUUUCUCAUGUCAUCGGCAAGCCAGGCUCCAAGAGAGGAGAGCUGCAUGGGCCACGGGGUCUUGCCAUUGAUAAAUACCAGAAUAUCAUAGUUUGUGAUUUUGAGAAUCAUAGGUUACAGUUUUUCAAGUUUGAUGGUACAGUACUGAGCUCUUUUGGCACUAAUGGGAAGGGGAUAGGGCAGUUUGCAUUUCCACUAAGCAUUUCAGUGGUUGGGGGAGAGAGAGUUAUUGUGAGUGACUGGGGAAACAACAGAAUUCAGAUAUUCAAAUGUAGAAAGGAGACACAAGUGAAUGGACUGCUGAAUGGAAGGGAGAUGUCAAGACUUUCUAAUGGUAGGGAGAUGUCCAGAGAUCAUUUCUAAUUGGAGGUCACCACUCCUAUGACCCAAUAUACAGAGGGAAAGGAAAGGGGGGAUUUAGUUUAACAGAGAAUAGAAAGCCUAUCUCACAAACCAAGCAUUUUCUUUCAUGUUUCAUGAAUGCAAAAGCAAUGAAAAAUAUCAAUGUCCAAGUCAUGUUCCCUCAAACUUCCUCUGACCACCCUGUUGGUGCAAGGCCUAUAUACACUACUUCACGAAAUUAUGCAUCAGUCUACUAUAGUCUGUCUAUGUUUGUCUAUCCUAAGUUUUUCAAGGAGCUGCAAGCUCACCCAGUGUCUUAUUCAAAUUAAAUAAAAUUGAAGUAUCAGCCCAGAUCAUAAAGGGAAGGCAACGUAUUACCUAGCUUUUCUAGCUAAUAAUGAAUUUGUAUACCUCAAUGAUCACACAUGCAGGGGCGUAGCAACAGGGGUGGCCCAGGCCCCCCCCCCUUCUUCUAGCACCAAAAAAUACAGUAAAUGUAUGAGACAUUAUCUGCAGUACAUGAAAAAAAUUCUUGAAAGGGCCUUUUCGGCCCCCGAAAAGGCCCUGGCUACGCUGCUGGUAUGGGAGGUGGUCUUGGCUUGUUUACAAUAUAUAGGGUACCAAAGUGUGUUGACCAAAUGUUUUUUAGGGGCGUGUCUAGAGACAAAUGCUCGGUGGGGUCCAGAGUAGUAAUUCACUGUUAACAGAAACUAAGUUCAAAGCAUCAUUUAGCUCUGGUAAUAGGUUAUCACUAGAUCCAUCUAGAAAUUUUCUUUCCAAAUACACACAAAAUUGACCGUUUACUUAGCAAAAAACGAAAGGGUCAACUGGAGUUAAACUAACCUCGUCACAUGAGCAGGGUGGGGUCUUGACCCCUUGUACCCUUCCUCAGGGCAUGCACCAGUUUUUAUUCUGUUUUAAUUUGACUGCAUGUAACUAUAGCUUAUAUUUAGGUGUUAUUUAAUGUUAAUAAUCAAAGAGUUAAAACUCUUUAAAAAUAUCAUAACAACCUCCAAGCACUAUUGUUCUAUUUUUAUAGUUAUUAUUUAUGACAGGGGUAUGUAGUAUGGCUGGUAUAAAGGAGGGGGACCGGUGGCUGGCAUGGGGGGAAAGGAAGCUCAGUUCCAAACCCAGAGGCUUAGAACAUUAAUUUCCAAGGCAAAAAAUCUGGCAAUGAAGCAAUGCUCUAUUCUUAUUCUUACCCCUACAAUUCUGAACAAUGCAUAUCCCUGAUAUUUAUAUAAGCUUGGUGUUGUGUGUGAGAUUGUCACCCAUUAAUGAAUAAUCAUAUAUUAAUUUAAGGACAAAUCCGGCCUUUAUGGAAAUAUCGAAAAAACAAACAGUCAGAAAGUCUCCUAUAUCCCAUAGUUAGGGUAAUAAAUACCAGGGGCAUAUUAGCUAGGAUUUCUAAAAUGAGAUAAUCCAAAGGGGUCCUUCAGAUCACAUUUUGAAUGUCCCAUACAUUAACUUCUAAAAGGAUGUGCUCUCAAUGAAUAUAGAAGACCUGUACCCAGGGUUUUGAGGUUAGGUACUCUCCCAUUCAGCGGACCAUUUUCUAUUAGGUAUCUUGCCCCAGCUCACAGUGGUACUAAAAGGCACUAAGAAAUCACAUGAUUUUUUGAGUGGCAAAUUCAUGCCAAAUAAACAAAGAAAUGGUUGCGGCUGUUUCUGACAUUGAUUUUUCUCAACAAGCUUUCUGGUUGAUUGUUAUGUGCUGAAUAAGUUGCUUUUUGUAUCUGUUAUUUUGCCAAAAAAAGGGAAAAAUCAUGUGAUUUCUUGUAAGUUGCCUAUUUCUUUCUAUUGAGAGGAAGGGCUGUCCCCACACUGCUAUGAGCGUGUAACAGAUUUGUAAAGGAAUUAGCUGAUUAAUAGUUAUCCCUGUAAUAAUAAAUAUUUGCACUUAAA